UUUAGAAAAUGAUACUUCCGACCAAACUACAGUGCAGAUCAUUCUUCUGAAAACACCAUACAGUAGACUUUCCAAAAGAUGUCACAGUAUUAUGGAAAACGAAAAUUGAUAUACAGUCCAGAGAAAGAGGACAGGUCUUAUUCCCAAAGGAAAAUUCAGGAGAAAAGAAAACCUGUUGGUAAAUGGCAAAGCUUUGGUGAAGGGUUUUCAGGAUUUGCUGGAACUGAUCACAACAAUCCAACAAAACGUCAGAAGGGGCAUUUAAUCGGACAGAGAGUGGCAAAUAUAUCUGGAGAACUCCCCACUGAAGUUGCUGAAUCAAUAGCCUGGAGUUCUAGUGAUGAUGACGAUGAUGAGUCUGAAAAACAGAAAAGUCGUCUGGAAUUUUCCCCCGUAGUCCGAAGGUCAGGUCCUAGGUACAAGGCUGGUGUACAAAAAGACUGCGAGGAUCCGGCAGUCAUCGUUACAGAUGAUGAGUCUUCCUCUGAAGCUUGGUGGUGUCAGUCCGGUAUGAAAAACAAAGCCACGAGGGAGAAAGCUGAUUCAGAAAAUCAAGGAGGGAAACAUUCUCAGGUGUCGGAUGUAACAGCCAAUAUCUGCAGCUAUGAAUCAGAAGGAUCGAGGCUUUCUUUUUCUCAGAAGGAAACUGAUGAAAAUUUACAGAGUUUGGAGAUCUCACAGGAUAUCGAAAGCAUGGAGAGCCAGUCUCCAGCACCUAGUCAGGCUUCCUCAAGUUCAAAGGUCAAGGCCAGUGACUGGGUUAAGACCUUGAAUUUGAAAACACCAUCUAAGGAUUCACAAUCAGGGGAUACAGACAUUUUAGAGGAUUCAGCAAAAAAGAAAAAGAAAUUCAAAAGGGGAGGUUUUGCUGACCAACUUAACAAAGUUCAAAUGAGAGAGCGGUCAUCUUUGAGAAUAUGGUCCCAUCAGCAGAACUCAACUGAGUUGGAAUCUCAAGCUGUGUCCACAUCAAAGAUCAUCACUAUUGAAGUGGUUAGCUUUGAGCUCCUCUACUCACUCCAGUUGGCUCGCUGUGAGGUUUUGACAGGGCUGGUCGAGCCGCGCCAGAUUCUUGUGCUGUUUUCUGCUGCAGUGGUACAACAACACAAUAUACAGGAGGGCAGCAUCGUCCGCAUCCAUCCUCCAUGGCAGCAGCUUGACCUGAAGCAGACUAACCAGAAAGUUUUGUUAUGUACAAACUACUGUCAGGUGGUGAACAGUGCUGACCUUCGUAGCCCGGGGUCUCGCAAGGUCACCAGACAGCCUCAGCAAAGGGUCAAGGUCACUGGUCGCUGGAACUGCCCCUGUGUAGCAGAUCUAGUGAGGACCCACCAAUCCUGUCCUGCCUAUCUCCUGCCCAGCAUUCCAGCGGUGGCUGUUUCCAGGGAUCCAUUGUGUUGUGAUGAACAAGAGGACAGCGAGAGGUCAAGAUUGACAGUGAUACAGGCAACCCAGCCGGCACGGUCUGCGACAAAAUCUGCUGUCUCACACACGAUACUAGACAGUAUUCAUAGACAGGGCUCCACACGGGAAGGUCAAGGUCACAGCUUCUCAGCGCUGGUACACAGGGUCCUACAGAAACGGACACGACAAACUUCCAGAUGGUGCCUGCUGGUGGAGGACAUACAGGGAACAAUGUGUGAGGUUAUACUGCCAAAGGACAGACUUCCAAUGUGGGAAAAAGUCUUACAGGGAGAGGGCACUGCAUUCUCCUUCCAUGGCCUUACAGUAUACAGUAGAACAAACCGGGAACGAGACUUUAGUUUGUUUACUUUGAUUGAUUCUGUUUGGUCUGGUGUUGCAUCAAGUACACUUAGUCAAGAAAGUGACCAGGUGCUACCAGGAACAAGUGGAGUUAGUGAGGAGAGCGAGCAAGCACUCCCAGCACCGAGCACUGCUGCCUGCACCGUGGAGCCACCUGGAUUUUGUUAUAUAAUGAAGGGAGAUAACUCCACGAAUGUUGACGUAACUCCAAUAGAUACCCCUGCCCUACUGUCACGGUAUCGUCCUCUGUCGCUUACUGAUCUGUCAAAGGCCUGUAGGAAACCAGCGGAAUUGAAACGGUUCUGUUUUGUUGCAAAAGUUUUAGCCAUACUGCCAUCAGAAACACGAGUUGCUGAUGCGAGAGGUGGCUCUGGGACAGCUCCGCACUUAGGACCUUCCCACUGCUAUGUAUAUGUGUGGUCCGGUGUGCCCUCCUCUGAACCCCCGCCCAGCUACAGUACUGUCAGAGUAGUCUUUGAUAUCGUAAACACUGUCUGUGGAAAGGUCAUGUUCUUCAAAGACGUCUUUUACCACAAAGAACAACUCUGCUGUGAUGGCUACUCUCAAAUACUACCAAUCACUGAUGUACCAGACGCCUGCCUGUCUACCAACAGUGAGAUAACGACGAUAGAGGCAGAGAGGAGAGCUCUUCAGGGGGAGAUUACUAUCCCAAAUAUAUGCAGUGAUCUCCCUGAUCUUUCACUUUGCAAGGCAAUAGCUAGAGUGAGGGGUGUUGACGAGAGCUCAGCCUACUCCUGGGACGUCUGUAAUUAUUGUGGAAGUGACAAGCUUAUAACCCGACAAAGUGAGCUGACCUGUCUGGAGUGUCACAAGUCCGUCCUAGAGCCAUUGACUAAGAUGACCAUGGAUGUGAAGGUCACUUGUGAUGGGCUGGACAUCCCUGUCACAGUCAGUCUUCUUCAGGAUUGUAUAGAGCGCUUACUCCCGGAGGAAACAGCAGAGGAGGGAUACGAUAUUGAAAGCGUCCUCGGGAAAGACAUUGGAACCAUUUUCUGUGUGUUGUGCUCAAGGACUGUACGAGGUGAAAAAGUAGAAAAUCUGAAACUACGACAAAUAGAUGUAGCAUUAUAACCAAUCUUUAGCAUUGAAAUAAUUUACAGUUCAGUAUGAGCAAUUCCGUUUAUGAUCGAGUGAGAUUGAAUUUUAGUCCAAAUGGCUUAACUAGAGUUGGUAGUGAUCUUGGUACCACUAUUAACCCUUUCACCCCUAUACAACUUCAGUAAACUCUACCAUACAUUGAUCUGGAUGAGUCCAUCAUGGUCCACAGUGGUGAAAGGGUUAAUGACUAUUUCUCUACUUAGCAAUGACGGAGUAAAUACAGCGAACGACAUCGUGUAGAAAUAGACUUCAAAUCACUUGAUCAGGCAAUAUCUUUGGCCCAAAUCACAUCAUAUAAUAGACACAGAAAAUGGCUGGCAGUGACAGCUCGCCCUUAUACGGGUAAAUGAUGGCCCUGUAAUGCUAUACUGUUAGUAUUGUUUAAACUGGUGUAUACUUCUGUUGUACCAAGGAGACUCGUUUAUUGUACAUUGUAAUUUGUACGUUUUUCAUUAAUUCCGAAUAUUUACAGUCUUCACACUGACAUCCACUUAAUAACCGUGGUUCCCACAAAAUGGAUUUAUCGUCUCAUAACUUGACCAUAGAACGUGAGGAAUUUCCAUGCCAUUGACAACAAAACAAAUAGGCGGAGCUAUGCAAAUUUUCGGCGAACGAGACACAAUUGUGUGAGGCGAGGCUAUCAACAGUAGAUGUGGGUGGAUUAACUCAACUGAAUUCAUCACACGUUCAUAAGAUUUGAAAAUUAUAUUUGUAUCCCUUGAUCUGACUAGUGAAUAAAAUAAUUAUGAAACAUUCACAGAAAAGUACGGUAAAUAUAAGGAACAGAUUUCUUCUUUGACUAUUCAAUGUACACAUGCUCUACUGGAGCUAUCUAUGCCAACUGGCCAAAAUAGAAAACUAUUCCUUGAAUAACAGAUUUUAAACUUCAAAGCUAAAUAAAGGGAUAGAAACAGAUUCAUAUUAGAUAUUAAUGCUUAUAUUGUAUUGUAAAAUUUAAAUGAACAUAUAUUUCUCUUAGGAAAGGGAGAAAUAGGCCUGUGUGAGUAUUAUUUGUACAUAAUAGAUAAACUUACAUGCUGUUUGUUAAACAGAGUUUAAAUGAACUGAAAUGUGUAAAAUAAAUGUGAUCUUCCUAGUGUAAACAAUAAAAACAACAAAAGUU
Mizuhopecten yessoensis (Yesso scallop) is the source of this 4006-nucleotide messenger RNA. Its product is annotated as DNA repair-scaffolding protein-like. The transcript has 19 exons. The record is from RefSeq and is a predicted model, not a curated record. NCBI's taxonomy places the organism in Eukaryota, Metazoa, Mollusca, Bivalvia, Pectinida, Pectinidae. Gene Ontology annotation, cellular component: nucleoplasm; nuclear chromosome. Bases 79 to 2856 code for a protein of 925 amino acids. Gene Ontology annotation, biological process: double-strand break repair via homologous recombination; regulation of establishment of protein localization to chromosome.